AUGGCCGCGGAUCCGAGCGGGCGGCACCACCACCCGGCGGUGAACGACGUGUUCCUGACGCUCGUCGGCGCCAGCAACGCCCUCUCCGACGUCCAGCGCCGCCUCGACCUCGAGUUCCGCGCCUCCUACCCCGACCACGCGAACCCGGCGAAGCUGGUGGGGCGGGUGAAGCGGGUGCAAGAGGAGGUGGCCGCGCUCAAGGACCUCUGCCGCGACCUCCUCGCCCAGAAGCAGGAGCUGAUCGACCGGAUGCGGACGAGCCUGGCGGCGCAGCGGAGCGCCACGCAGCGGCUGCUCGCCUCCUCCGGGCUGCCCCUCAUGACCGAACACGACGAGGCCGCCUACGGCAACCUCAAGCAGGUGAUCGACGAGUGGACUGACCAGCUGAGGCCAAUGGCAGGGGAUGCGGAUGGGGAGGACCAAGACACCAACCAGAUCCUCUUCUCCGCCAUCGUUGACUGA
This is a messenger RNA of Lolium rigidum, 462 nucleotides long. RefSeq lists its product as uncharacterized. Gene Ontology annotation, biological process: cell division; chromosome segregation; mitotic cell cycle. The coding region runs from base 1 to 462 and encodes 153 amino acids. The transcript is spliced from 5 exons. Gene Ontology annotation, molecular function: microtubule binding. The record is from RefSeq and is a predicted model, not a curated record. Gene Ontology annotation, cellular component: outer kinetochore; spindle microtubule. Lineage: Eukaryota; Viridiplantae; Streptophyta; Magnoliopsida; Poales; Poaceae.